CCAGGAGCCAGCCUGCACGUUGCAGACAGUAGAUACUUCUGGUUCCACCACACCAACGGGGACACCAUGUCUGUUCAGAGCCCCAUAGAGAUGAACCUGUGUUCGGCCCUGUGGGCGGUGGUGGCCUACGUAGUGGCUGACCUGGAGGAGAUGCUGCCCAGGUAGUCCACUAGGACUGUCCUGCAUCCUAAACGGCACCUUAUCCCCUGUGUAGUUUUGGGAGAAGAAUGCACUAUAGGGAAUAUGGUGCCAUAAGUCCUCCAGAAGGGCUUCCUGCAGUAACCUCUCUGUGAAAUUAUACCCCACUCUGGUUAAGUGGCUAAAGAAGAAUUAACAGUGUGUAUAAACCACACAAUGUACAAAAUGGAAUUAAGUAUUUCUGGCAUAUUAUUUCCAGUCAAUUUCUUUUAUAAUGAACACAUAUGUACUGCAUGUUUCAUGUUGACUGUCAUUAUGUCUAAUCUGCCAAUAAAGCUGUGCAAUAAUUA
Messenger RNA from Oncorhynchus tshawytscha (Chinook salmon), 488 nucleotides. Its product is annotated as carboxypeptidase Q. The record is from RefSeq and is a predicted model, not a curated record. NCBI's taxonomy places the organism in Eukaryota, Metazoa, Chordata, Actinopteri, Salmoniformes, Salmonidae. Gene Ontology annotation, biological process: proteolysis; peptide catabolic process. Gene Ontology annotation, molecular function: metallodipeptidase activity.